AUGUUCCAUCGCUUGACUGAAGAAGCAGGAAAUCUGAACAUCCCGUUUCAGUUCAAUCCUAUAGUUAGCAAGUUAGAGAACCUUGAUAUCGAAAGUUUGCGUGUCAAGACUGGAGAGGCUCUUGCAGUCUGCUCUGUAUUGCAGCUACAUUCUCUCUUGGCAGCUGAUGAUGAUCUUAGGAGAAAAUCACCAUUAGCAUCUAAGAACCUGCAGAAAGUCUUGCAUAUGAAUAAACUCACUUUAGGAGAGUGGCUGGAGAAAGAUCCAAUCAGUGCAUAUAACCUAAGUCCUGAUUCUGCAUUGUCCCCCACUAUCAGGUGGUUCACCAAAGAUGGGGAGUUUUUUAACUUCUCUUUGGGGCCUUUCACCAAAGCUAAUGGUGAUCACCGAGCAAGAAUCAAACCACAAUGGCCAUACAUUAAUGGACAGGAUCAUGGAAGCAUUGAACUUUUAUGGAGCGCUUUUUGA
Prunus armeniaca (apricot) is the source of this 468-nucleotide messenger RNA. NCBI's taxonomy places the organism in Eukaryota, Viridiplantae, Streptophyta, Magnoliopsida, Rosales, Rosaceae. The record is from the annotation of a GenBank genome assembly.